This is a messenger RNA of Salmo salar (Atlantic salmon), 9280 nucleotides long. Its product is annotated as DNA-directed RNA polymerase II subunit RPB1. Gene Ontology annotation, molecular function: DNA binding. Gene Ontology annotation, cellular component: RNA polymerase II, core complex. The record is from RefSeq and is a predicted model, not a curated record. Lineage: Eukaryota; Metazoa; Chordata; Actinopteri; Salmoniformes; Salmonidae. Gene Ontology annotation, biological process: transcription by RNA polymerase II.
UUUCAAACUCAGAUGCGCGUAGAGCGCACUGGAGUGUAGAUCAGGAAAAGGGAGGGGACAGCUGGUAGCCAUAGUGGAUAGGAGUAAAACGUAAAUAAAUAGACUCCAAGGGCAAUAACCAACGUGGGUCUUCGUGAUAUCGCCUUCGGAGACAUUCCGGUCACCGUUGGCGGCCUGGCCAGAGUCCUGGUGGCAUUUAAAGCUGUUCUUUCUUACAAAAGCGGCGUGCCGAGGGAGGACGCUUCUCUUUGAAUAGACAGGAUGCACGGACCGCCCUCCGGCGACAGCGCAUGCCCAUUGCGCCUCAUCAAGAGAGUGCAAUUCGGCAUCAUCAGCCCAGAUGAGCUUAAACGGAUGUCGGUCACAGAAGGGGGAAUCAAGUACCCCGAGACCACAGAAGGAGGACGUCCUAAACUUGGUGGGCUGAUGGACCCCAGACAAGGGGUCAUCGAACGAUCCGGAAGGUGUCAAACGUGUGCAGGCAACAUGACAGAAUGCCCGGGCCACUUCGGCCACAUAGAGCUGGCAAAGCCUGUCUUCCACGUGGGCUUCGUCAACAAGAUCAUGAAGGUCCUCCGAUGUGUCUGCUACUCGUGCUCCAAGCUUCUGGUCGACACGAAUAACCCAAAGAUCAAAGACAUCCUGCAGAAGUCCAAGGGGCAGCCCAGGAAGCGUCUGACCCACGUGUACGACCUGUGUAAAGGCAAGAACAUCUGCGAGGGCGGAGAGGAGAUGGACAACAAGUUUGGAGUGGACCAGCAGGAGCACGACAGUGAGGACAUCACUAAGGAGAAGGGCCACGGUGGCUGUGGGCGCUACCAGCCGCGUAUCCGCCGGUCGGGCCUGGAGCUGUACGCUGAGUGGAAGCAUGUGAACGAGGACUCACAGGAGAAGAAGAUCCUGCUGAGCCCAGAGCGCGUCUACGAGAUCUUCAAGCGUAUCUCGGACGAGGAGGAUGUCAUCCUGGGCUUGGACCCCAAGUUCUCCCGGCCCGAGUGGAUGAUCGUCACAGUACUCCCCGUGCCGCCACUGGCUGUCCGGCCCGCCGUCGUCAUGCAGGGCUCUGCUCGUAACCAGGACGACUUGACACACAAGCUGGCCGACAUCGUCAAGAUCAACAACCAGCUGCGGCGGAACGAGCAGAGCGGCGCGGCGGCCCACGUCAUCGCUGAGGACGUGAAGCUGCUGCAGUUCCACGUGGCCACCAUGGUGGACAAUGAGCUGCCAGGCCUACCCAGGGCGAUGCAAAAAUCGGGCCGCCCACUUAAAUCCCUCAAACAGCGUCUGAAAGGGAAGGAGGGGCGAGUCCGAGGUAACCUGAUGGGGAAACGUGUGGACUUCUCCGCCCGAACCGUCAUCACCCCCGACCCCAACCUCCAGAUCGACCAAGUGGGCGUCCCGCGCUCCAUCGCAGCCAACAUGACCUUCCCUGAAAUCGUCACACCCUUUAACAUUGACAGGUUACAGGAGCUGGUGCGCAGAGGCAACAGCCAAUAUCCCGGAGCCAAAUAUAUCAUCCGCGACAACGGGGACAGAAUCGACCUGCGGUUUCACCCCAAACCAAGUGACCUUCACCUCCAGAUUGGCUACAAGGUGGAAAGACAUAUGUGCGAUGGUGACAUCAUUAUCUUCAACAGACAGCCCACGCUACAUAAAAUGUCUAUGAUGGGGCACAGAGUCCGAAUCUUGCCCUGGUCCACCUUUCGAAUGAACCUCAGUGUAACCACCCCGUACAAUGCUGACUUUGACGGGGACGAGAUGAACCUGCAUCUCCCCCAGUCCCUGGAGACGAGAGCUGAGAUCCAGGAGCUUGCCAUGGUGCCUCGGAUGAUCGUCACCCCCCAGUCCAACAGGCCCGUCAUGGGCAUCGUGCAGGACACCCUCACAGCGGUGCGCAAGUUCACCAAGAGGGAUGUCUUCCUAGAGCGGGGCGAUGUGAUGAACCUCCUGAUGUUCCUGUCCACGUGGGACGGCAAGGUGCCCCAGCCAGCCAUCCUGAAGCCCCGGCCGCUCUGGACGGGCAAGCAGAUCUUCAGCCUCAUCAUCCCGGGCCACAUCAACGCCAUCCGAACACACAGCACCCACCCAGACGAGGAGGACAGUGGGCCCUACAAACACAUCUCCCCUGGGGACACCAAGGUGAUAGUGGAGAAUGGAGAGCUGAUCAUGGGCAUCCUGUGUAAGAAGUCCCUGGGUACCUCUGCUGGCUCCCUGGUCCACAUCUGCUUCCUGGAGAUGGGCCACGACGUCACCCGCCUCUUCUACUCCAACAUCCAGACGGUGGUGAAUAACUGGCUGCUCAUUGAGGGUGCCUCGAUUGGUAUUGGUGAUUCUAUUGCUGAUGCAAAGACUUACCUUGACAUUCAGAACACCAUCAAGAAGGCCAAGCAGGAUGUAAUAGAGGUCAUUGAGAAGGCCCACAACAACGAGUUGGAGCCCACCCCUGGUAACACGCUGAGGCAGACCUUUGAGAACCAGGUGAAUCGCAUCCUGAACGACGCCCGUGACAAAACGGGUUCCUCCGCCCAGAAGUCCCUGUCUGAGUACAACAACUUCAAGUCCAUGGUGGUGGCCGGCUCCAAAGGCUCCAAGAUUAACAUCUCUCAGGUUAUUGCUGUGGUGGGGCAGCAGAACGUGGAGGGUAAACGUAUCCCCUUUGGCUUCAAGCACCGCACGCUCCCCCACUUCAUCAAGGAUGACUACGGCCCUGAGAGCAGAGGCUUCGUGGAGAACUCGUACCUGGCUGGCCUCACGCCCACGGAGUUCUUUUUCCACGCCAUGGGAGGCAGAGAGGGGCUUAUUGACACGGCUGUGAAGACCGCCGAAACUGGUUACAUCCAGCGUCGUCUGAUCAAGUCCAUGGAGUCUGUGAUGGUGAAGUACGACGCCACCGUGAGGAACUCCAUCAACCAGGUGGUGCAGCUACGCUACGGAGAGGACGGCCUGGCCGGGGAGGCUGUGGAGUUCCAGAACAUGGCCACGCUCAAACCCUCCAACAAGGCCUUCGAGAAGAAGUUCAGGUUUGACUGCACCAAUGAGCGGGCGCUGCGGCGCACCCUACAGGAGGACGUGGUGAAGGACGUGAUGACCAACGCCCAGGUGCAGAGUGCCCUGGAGAGAGAGUAUGAAAAGAUGAAGGAGGACAGAGAGAUUCUGAGGGCCAUCUUCCCCACUGGGGACAGCAAGGUGGUGCUUCCAUGCAACCUGGCCAGGAUGAUCUGGAACGCCCAGAAGAUCUUCAGGAUCAACCCCCGCACCCCCACAGACCUCAACCCCCUACGAGUGGUAGAGGGUGUCCAAGACCUGAGUAAGAAGCUGGUGAUUGUGAACGGCGAGGACCACCUGAGCAGACAGGCCCAGCAGAACGCCACCCUCCUCUUCAACAUCCACCUGCGCUCCACGCUCAGCUCCCGACGCAUGACAGACGAAUUCCGGCUGAGCACUGAGGCUUACGACUGGCUACUGGGGGAGAUCGAGAGCAAGUUCAACCAGUCUAUUGCCCACCCGGGUGAGAUGGUGGGGGCGUUAGCCGCCCAGUCGCUGGGAGAACCCGCCACCCAGAUGACCCUGAACACCUUCCACUACGCUGGUGUGUCGGCCAAGAACGUCACUCUGGGCGUGCCGCGUCUCAAGGAGUUGAUCAACAUCUCCAAGAGGCCCAAGACCCCCUCCCUCACCGUGUUCCUGCUGGGCCAGGCGGCCCGCGAUGCCGAGCGGGCCAAGGAUAUCCUCUGUCGGCUGGAACACACCACCCUCAGAAAGGUGACGGCCAACACAGCCAUCUACUACGACCCUAACCCCCAGAGCACGGUGGUGACGGAGGACCAGGAGUGGGUCAACGUCUACUAUGAGAUGCCUGACUUCGACGUGACUCGCAUCUCCCCCUGGCUCCUCCGCAUCGAGCUCGACCGCAAACACAUGACUGACCGCAAGCUGACCAUGGAGCAGAUCGCAGAGAAGAUCAAUGCAGGUUUCGGAGAUGAUCUGAACUGUAUCUUCAAUGACGACAACGCCGAGAAGCUGGUCUUGCGAAUUCGCAUCAUGAACAGCGACGAGAACAAGUUCCAUGAGGAUGAGGAAGUGGUGGACAAGAUGGACGACGACGUGUUCCUGAGGUGCAUCGAGUCCAACAUGCUGACGGACAUGACACUGCAGGGCAUCGAGCAGAUCAGCAAGGUGUACAUGCACUUGCCCCAGACAGACAACAAGAAGAAGAUCAUCAUUACAGAGGAGGGAGAGUUCAAGGCCCUGCAGGAGUGGAUCCUGGAGACAGAUGGCGUGGGACUGAUGAGGGUCCUCAGUGAGAAGGACGUGGACCCUGUCAGGACCACCUCCAACGACAUUGUAGAGAUCUUCACGGUGCUGGGUAUCGAGGCUGUACGUAAGGCGCUGGAGAGGGAGUUGAACCACGUCAUCUCCUUUGAUGGUUCCUACGUCAACUACCGCCACUUGUCGUUGCUUUGCGACACCAUGACGUGCCGCGGUCACCUGAUGGCUAUCACACGUCACGGCAUCAACAGACAGGACACGGGACCUCUCAUGAAGUGCUCCUUUGAGGAGACGGUGGACGUGCUGAUGGAGGCGUCAUCCCACGGGGAGAGUGACCCUAUGAAGGGUGUGUCUGAGAACAUUAUGCUGGGCCAGCUGGCCCCCUGCGGGACGGGCUGCUUUGACCUGCUGCUGGACGCUGAGAAGUGCAAAUACGGCAUGGAGAUCCCCACCAACAUCCCUGGUAUCAGCGUGGCUGGACCCACCGGAAUGUUCUUUGGCUCGGCGCCCAGCCCCAUGAGUGGCAUGUCCCCAGCCAUGACCCCCUGGAACACUGGAGCCACCCCCGCCUAUGGUGCCUGGUCCCCCAGCAUUGGUAGCGGGAUGACUCCCGGAGCAGCAGGCUUCUCUCCCAGCGCAGCAUCCGACGCCAGUGGCUUCUCUCCGGGCUACUCCCCGGCCUGGUCCCCUACCCCUGGAUCUCCUGGGUCCCCGGGGCCAGCCAGCCCCUACAUCCCCUCUCCAGGAGGUGCGAUGUCUCCCAACUACUCGCCCACCUCCCCGGCCUACGAGCCCCGCUCUCCUGGGGGAUACACCCCCCAAAGCCCAGGCUACUCCCCAACCUCCCCCUCGUACUCCCCAACCUCCCCCUCUUACUCCCCCACCAGCCCCAACUACAGCCCCACCUCCCCCUCGUACUCCCCAACCUCCCCCUCGUACUCCCCAACCUCCCCCUCGUGCUCCCCCAACCUCCCCUCGUACUCCCCAAUCCCCUCGUACUCCCCAACCUCCCCUAGUUACUCCCCCACGUCCCCCUCGUACUCUCCAACCUCCCCUAGUUACUCCCCCACGUCCCCCUCUUACAGCCCUACGUCCCCAAGCUACAGCCCUACGUCCCCAAGCUACUCCCCCACCUCGCCUAGCUACUCCCCCACCUCGCCUAGCUACUCCCCACCUCGCCCUCCUACUCCCCCCACCUCACCCUCUUACUCCCCCACCUCCCCCUCUUACUCCCCCACCUCUCCAAGCUACAGCCCCUCUUCACCCAACUACACCCCCACCUCCCCCUCCUACUCCCCACCUCCCCCUCCUACUCCCCCCACCUCUCCAAACUACACCCCCACCAGCCCCAACUACUCCCCGACCUCCCCCUCUUAUUCCCCCACCUCCCCGUCCUACUCUCCCUCCAGCCCGCGCUUCACCCCCCAAUCGCCCACCUACACCCCCAGUUCUCCCUCUUACAGCCCCAGCUCGCCCUCCUACUCACCCACCUCGCCCAAAUACACCCCUACGUCCCCUUCUUACUCCCCCAGCUCUCCAGAGUACACCCCCACCUCCCCCAAAUACUCCCCCACCUCGCCCAAGUACUCUCCGACCUCUCCCAAAUACUCACCCACCUCCCCAACUUACUCACCGACGACGCCCAAGUACAGCCCCACUUCGCCCACCUACUCGCCCACCUCGCCCACCUACACCCCCACCAGCCCCAAGUACUCCCCUACCUCCCCAACAUACUCUCCAACCUCACCCAAAUACUCUCCCACCUCCCCCACCUACUCACCAACUAGCCCCAAAGGGUCCACCUACAGCCCCCUGUCUCCGGGCUACAGCAACCCCUCGCCCAGCUUCACCCUCACCAGCCCGGCCAUCAGCCCAGACGACAGUGACGAGGAAAACAACUGAGGGAGCCAGGAGGAGAAGAGGGGGCUGAGGAGCCUCUCCCUGCCCCAAUCCAAGCCCCUGGGCUGGAUAACUGAAGGAUAGCCUCUCCCUGCCCCAAUCCAAGCCCCUGGGCUGGAUAACUGAAGGAUAGCCUCUCUGCUGGAGGUGUCGUGGUUUGGGUGGACAAAGAAAGAAAAAAACCCUGGGCAUCCCACUUGUGAAUUUUAUAUUUUGGGGACCAUUGUACCCCCAGCCUUGUCCAACUUGGGGGUGGGGGGGUGGGGUCCCUAAAAAUAUUUCCUACUAUUGUAUUUGAUAGACUUGAACAGUUUAGCCAGGAGAAAUGGCUGCCUUUUGAACUAGAACUUUUGUUUCUGUUAUUAAUUUUCAUGCAGGGGGUUGAAGCAGAGUAGAGGAAAGCAGAGGGGAGGGAGAUGUGGUUACCACGUUGACAAAAACCUCCCUCCUUUUCACCCCCCUGUUUCCCAGCACCCAGUCUCUCUCUCUCUCUGAACUUCACUGUUGGAUGUAUAGUUGUAGGGGAGAGUAUUGCCAAAAGCCUUGAAAAAUCUACCAGUGGAUUGUAGUUCUCUCCUUAAAAAGCUUCCAAGAAAAAGAACCAGAGUAGAGUUGAGGUGGUCUUUAUUGCAGAUUUUACUAAAACGUAUCUUUAGUUUUUCAGUUUCAGUUGCUGUUUUGGUUGGAAGAAAAAAUUGAGCUAAUGCUUUUGAUAUAUCAAAUCUAAUUUUAUUUGUCACAUGCACCAAAUACAACAGGUGUAGACCUUACGGUGAAAUGCUUAGUUACAAGCCCUUAACCAACAAUGCAGUUCAUGAAAUAGUUAAGAAAAUAUUUACUAAAUAAACUAAAGGCGGCUGGCCAGCGUUGAGAUGAACAGCAUAAAAUAUUACACAUGUGCAGUUCAGAACAGUGGGAGUAGUGGAAAGGGUUGCCAUGAUACUGCAGGUCAGCACAUAGUCAUGGGCUGCAAAUGAAGACUGCCCAGGACGACAGAUGGUCAGGUCAUGGAUGCAGAAAGCCGAAAGGGAGAUGUUGACGUAUUGUCACCUCUCUAUGACAUUCCAAAUAAACCCCUUUACCCUCACCCCAAAGACAAGCCUGAAAGAUGUCAAAAAAACAGCCACCAGCAUCCCUGUGCUCUUCACCAUUAGAUGAGACUUGUGUACAACAGCAAAAAGCUGAUUAUUUUUUUUCUCCCAGCAAACCACUUCUUUCUUAAAACACUGGGAAGUAUGAGGUUUAUGAAAGACUUAGAAUGGAAUAAUGAGAUAAUAUUAUUACUAUUUGAUUCUGUUUGGUUUUAGGAGAGAACGGGGCGUUUCUAGGUGGAAGAGGGAUACUAGUUGGUCGGUGUCGUUGCUUCCGUCAUUGUUUAUGAAUGAGUAGCAACCUGUUAAUACAUUUUAAUCAUCCAGAUUUAGGUUGAAGCGCUCUUAUUUGAAAUCCCUCCCACCUUUCAAUAAUACGUGUUCCAUAAUUCUAAUUAGAAAAUGUAAAUGAGUUCAAUUUAUUUAAGAAAGAAAAGGGAAACGUACUACUUGUGUGAAUCAGUAUAGAGGAUAAAUUGAGAAUCCAAUGAUUUUGUUUUUUAAAGUAUUUUUUUCUCGUUUGCUUCUGACUUGGUAAGAGCUGUUUGCAAAGAGGGUCUGUGUUCAGGUACUUUGGAUGAAGGGGUAGGGAACGGAGGGGGUAUGUUCGAUUUCUCCCCCUUAGGGUCUCUCUUCCAUUCUGUUUCCCAAUCGCCUUGUUCAGUUUCUGCCAUUCCGGCUCCAAUUUGGGCCAAGAUGGCCGCCGCGUUCUCGUUCAGUAGUAGAAAGGAAAAUGUUGCAUGCAGUCCAUUCAUGAGGCUUCCGCUAAGUGGCUCUACUACAGUUAAGGUAGAAAAUGCAAUGUUCAGCUUAGUGUUUUCAGUUACGCUCUUGACCGCUGGAGGGCGACGUAGGCCCUCAGUUGAGUUCACAGAACUUCUCUAGAAGCGUCAGUUUCUGUUCAGUGAUUUUUAACAAAGGAGACCAGCCAUUUCGGAGCACUUUUGGCCUCUACAUCCCCCUACCCACUACAUUAGUGCGUCAGUGAAUCCUUGGAAGUUUAUGAAAACCAUGGACCAAGCAUAGACAAACUUGACAUUCACAUCCGGGUGCUCUUACACUUUACUAGGCCUAGUUUGAUUGAUGAAGUGGACAAGUGUUUGAUUCUCUUGCCUGUAUGACUAUGGAACACAGAUUGUGUUUCCUCUGGUGUUCCCUCCAAGCAGUAGGACAGGAAAUGAUACGUUCCCCACUUUUGAUUGGACUAGCUGGCUUUCCUUCCCCCCUCUUCAUCCACAAGUGAUACUGAUUAUUUUCUGAAAUCGGUGUUUGUCCUUUUUUCUACCAGUGUAUGUACCUGUGAUUGGUAAUCUCGGCGUUGGUGGGAGGGAGGGGGGUGGAGUACUGUAUGGAACUGGGAGUCCUGAGGGAAUGGAAUUCGAUCCCUGUGGACUUCCAUGGUGGGACUGGUACUCGGAUGCAGUCUGAAUUUGUUGGGAUCUUAAUCUGGUUCAUGGUCAGGAACGUUUUUGGUACAACUCGCCCUGUCUACCAAAUGUGUUUCAACAGCGGUGAUUUUGAAUUGACUGGACUGUACCACCUGCAUUGGAUACAGGUGUUGGCAAUACACUGUUGAAAUCCAUGCAGUUGGUCUCUCCCAUAAUCGCCUCAUGACAUGGUGACUUUGUCCACUACCAUCAUAUCCCAUUGAUUUACCUGUGUCGUCCAGUCAAUUCAAACAUACCAGGACUCUGUGUCUGUGUGUGUGUGUGUGUGUGUGUGUGUGUGUGUGUGUGUGUGUGUGUGUGUGUGUGUGUGUGUGUGUGUGUGUGUGUGUGUGUGUGUGUGUGUGUGUGUGUGUGUGUGUGUGUGUGUGUGUGUGUGUGUGUGUGUGUGUGUCGGUCGGUCGGUCGGUCGAAGGAGAGACAGGGUUUUCUUGAGUUGGAGAAAAGACUGGACAGGGUGUCUGGGGAAAAGGAAGGAUUAAAAUAAAUUGCCACUGUAUUGAAAUCAAUCCAAUAUGUCAUUCUCUGUAUGUUUUGUUUUUUUGACUUGAGAAAAAAAAUAAAGUUUUACUACAG